AAUGGCUGGUGCAUUACCUCCAACCUACGUGCUUGGCUUUCACGAUGAGCAACUGGUGCGUCGCAUGGAAUACCGCAAGUUGGGACAAACCGGAUUGAGGGUGUCAAAGCUGGCCUUGGGCGGUGCGGCCCUGAGCACACUUUUCGACAAAGACUUUGAUGUGGAAGAGGGAAUACGUACGGUGCAGCAGGCCAUUAAGUCGGGUGUUAAUUAUAUAGAUACGGCGCCUUUCUAUGGCCAAGGCAAAUCGGAGGAGCUGCUCGGACGCGCCCUGAAGGAUGUGCCUCGUGAGGCCUAUUAUAUAGCCACCAAGGUGGCACGCUACGAACUCGAUCUCCGGUACAUGUUCGACUACAGCCCGCAGAAGACGCGUGAGAGUGUGGAGCGAAGCUUGAAGCUCCUGGGCUUGGAACAUAUAGAUGUGCUGCAAGUACACGAUGUGGAUGUGCCCAACAGUCUGGAUACCGUACUCUACGAAACGAUACCGGCGCUCGAGGAGUUCGUGAAGGCGAAGAAGGCUCGCUUUAUUGGCAUCACCGGCUACGACGUAGAGGUGUUGAAGGAGUGUGCGGAAAGGGCUCGAGGUCGUGUCCACAUAGUGCUCUCCUAUGGCCGCUACACUCUGCUGGACAACACACUGCUCCGUCACAUGAACGCCUUUCGGGAGCUGAAUGUGGGCGUGGUCUGUGCCUCCGCCCAGGCCUUAGGUCUGCUCACCAAUACAGGACCACAGCCCUGGCAUCCCGGCAGCGAGGAAUUGCUCGGCGUAGGCCGUCGUGCCGCCGAGAUCUGCGUGCAGAGGGGCGUGGAGCUCGGAAAGUUGGCUGCCUACUACAGCAUGCAGCUGAAUGGGGCAGCUACAUUCUUGAUGGGGAUGCCAACGCGCCGGCAGUUGCAAAUCAAUCUGGACGCGGCACUCUACGGCCUCACCGGUGCCGAGCAGGAAGUGUUGCAGUAUCUGCGCGAAAACGUCUUCAAAAAAACCUACAGCUGGGGUGCCACCAUAACCACUCUUAAAACAUUCAAACCAAAGCCAGUUAAAUAACUUGCAUCUUUCGUUUUGUAACGAACUUCAAAAAACAUAAAUAAAGUGCACCUCUAAAAAAUUAA
Scaptodrosophila lebanonensis is the source of this 1110-nucleotide messenger RNA. Its product is annotated as L-galactose dehydrogenase. The transcript is spliced from 2 exons. The coding region runs from base 2 to 1045 and encodes 347 amino acids. Gene Ontology annotation, molecular function: L-galactose dehydrogenase activity. The record is from RefSeq and is a predicted model, not a curated record. Lineage: Eukaryota; Metazoa; Arthropoda; Insecta; Diptera; Drosophilidae. Gene Ontology annotation, cellular component: cytosol.